GGUCAAUUGUUUGUUUCAUUGAAUCAAUAUCUUGAAAAUCUAUUUUUAUUAUGAAUUUUCGGCUAUUUUGAUCCGAAUUUUGGUUCAUUAAGUGUUUCUGUAGCCAAAUUGAAGUCUUAUAGUGCCAUCUAAUGUGAGGUAAAUAGGGGUUAAUUAGUGUGGAUUGAUUAAUAUAUAUUAUUGGAAUGUUUUUGUCUUUUAAUUUGUUGUCAAUACAAAGCUCUUAUAUUUAUGUGGUUGAAGUUGCAUUUUUUAGUUUGAAGCUGUACUCUUAUGGGGUUUUCGUUUACUGUUUUAGUGAUUUAAUGACAUUUAUUGUUGUUUAGUAGAUAAAAACAUUCGGUUGAAGCAUUUUAUGUGUAUUGGCGCAUUACUCUGUGAAGUUGUUAUGCAUGACUAUUAGAAUUGUGUCAAAGAUUAUUGAUUUUGAGAGUAAAGUAUGGGGUGGUUUGUUGAUCUUUUAAGUUUGUAGGAGAAAGAAUGGCUAGUCAGGUGCCAACAACCAAUGACCGGUCGAGGACUUACUGGACACCGACAAUGGAGCGGUAUUUUGUUGAUCUUAUGUUAGAACAGAUGCACAGAGGUAACAGAAUAGGCCAUACAUUCAACAAGCAGGCAUGGACAGACAUGCUUACCAUGUUCAAUGCAAAAUUUGGAUCUCAGUAUGACAAAGAUGUCUUAAAAAGUCGUUAUACGAAUUUGUGGAAGCAAUUCAAUGAUGUAAAGAAUCUUCUUGAUCAGACUGGAUUUUCUUGGGAUGAAAAUCGGCAAAUGGUGGUUGCUGAUGAUUAUGUCUGGAAUGCUUACAUUAAGGCUCACCCUGACGCACGAUCCUACAAGACUAAAGCCUUGCUGAAUUUUACUGAUUUGUGCUUGAUAUAUGGGUAUACAACUGCUGAUGGAAGAUACAGUCUAUCAAGUCAUGAUCUAGACUUCGACGAUGAAGUCCAAGGAAUAAAUAUGGGUGAUGGAAUGGGCAGCCUUGGCCCUAUAAGUAACGAGCGUUCACGGACAGAGUGGACAGCAGCUAUGGACCAGUAUUUCAUUGAGCUUCUGCUGGACCAAGUUGGAAGAGGCAAUAAGACUGAUAAUACAUUCAGCAAACAAGCAUGGACGGACAUGCUUGACUUGUUCAAUGCAAAAUUUUGUUCACAACAUGGCAAAAGAGUGUUAAGACAUCGAUACAAGAAAUUAUGGAAAUAUUUUAGUGAUGUGACGGUUAUUCUGAAACAGGAUGGUUUUUCUUGGGAUGAAACACAACAAAUGCUUGCAGCCAACGAUGCUGUUUGGGAUGCUUAUAUCAAGGCGCAUCCACAUGCUCGGGCAUACAGGAUGAAAACCUUGCCAAAUUACACUGAUUUGGCUCUUAUAUACGGGGAUGCAGUUGGCAAUGAAAUUAGCAGUCGUUUGCAUCAGGACAAUGAGCCGGAGAGUGGCAAUGUAGGAAUAAAGGCUGAUUUGGUCCACAAUCUCUUGCCGACAGUCUCAUGGUGCAAAAUAUUUUACUCUUACAAACAGUUUUUAGUGUCUGUAGGUGAAGGAAAAGGGAGCCAAACCCCUACUGGUAAUGAUCGAACAAGAACAUAUUGGACACCACCUAUGGAUCGUUAUCUCAUUGACUUAUUACUAGACCAGGUGCGCAGAGGAAACAAACUUGGCCAGACUUUCAUAAGUCAGGCUUGGAGCGACAUGAUUACAUCCUUUAACGAGAAAUUCCUUUCUCAUCAUGACAAAGAUGUUUUGAAGAACCGGUACAAACAUUUGAGGAGGCUUUACAAUGAAAUAAAGAAUCUUCUUCAGCACAGUGGAUUCUCAUGGGACGAGACACGAGAUAUGGUAACUGCUGAAGAUCAUAUUUGGGAUGCUUAUAUUAAGGAACAUCCUGAUGCUCGAUCAUAUAGAGUGAAAACUGUGCCAAGCUAUCUUAAACUUUGUGUGAUAUUUGGAGAAGAAAUCUAUGAUGGAAGAUACAAUCGUUUGGCUCAAAAUAUAGACUCCAACUGUGAAAUUCCUGUUCUCAUGACUGGUUUUGAAAAAAAUGACCAUCUCAUUACCAGUAUUGACCCUUUUGAAACUGGAUGGACACCAUUAAUGGAACGUUAUUUUAUUGACCUUAUGUUGGAGCAGUUGAAUGAAGGAAAUAAGAUUAAUCACACUUUUAAUGAGCAAUCAUGGGUUCACAUGGUUGAAGCAUUCAAUGAGAAAUUUGGACUUCAGUGUGACAAAUACAUUCUAGAAAAUCAGUACAUCUACCUGAUGAAACAGCAUGAAGACAUCUGCAAUCUUCUCCAGCAUAGCAGGUUUUUCUGGGAUGAAGCUCAACAAAUGAUAAUCAGUGAUGACAUUGUCUGGGAAGCUUAUAUCAAGGACUAUCCAAACGCAGCCUCCUACAGAAAUAAGUACUUGGGCAAUUUUGGUGAUUUAUGCAAGAUUUAUGGGAAUGAAGUGUCAAAUGGAGGACAAGAAGGGCAGGAUAUAGGAGUUGAGAGUCAUAAUGAUACACUUGAACUAGAAAUAGGAGUCUCUGGAGAAUUACAAUGUUGGGGUGAAGAUGAUCAAAUAUCCGAUCAACAUAGAAAGCGGCCAAUUUCAUUGCCAUCUGUCCCUGGACAGUCGAACAAAGUGCAGAAAACUGGCAAGGAGAUGCAAAAUGGCGUUUCUGAGAUGACCGGCAUACCCACAUCAUUAGUGAGCAAGAAAGGGAAUAAGAACCACAUAGCAAUAGAAAGUGCUAUUAAUGCACUUCAAGCUAUACCAGAUAUAGAUGAUGAGUUAUUGCUGGAUGCUUGUGAUCUCUUAGAAGAUGAAAGAAAAGCAAAGACGUUCGUAGCAUUGGAUUUUACAUUGCGAAAAAAGUGGUUACUUAGAAAGCUUCGCCCAUAGUAGCAGCCUUUCAGAUUUUGUGUAACAAAAUUUUAUCUUGCCAUAACUCUCAUCUUUUAGUUCACAAGGUUUAAGGUAUGGACCUAGAUUAGAAAAGUUUGUUUGAGCAGAAUUAGAUUUUAGCAUUGUAAACAAAUUUUGUAGCAUAUAUGAUAUAUCCCAGUGGAGUAUCAUAUUAUUUGCUUGUGACACAAUAUGAUAAAAUAUACAGAGGUUAUAGCCUCAGCCUGUAUAGUGUAUAUAUUAUCCAAAGAACAUCGAAAAUAUGCGUUGCAGCGACUUGAAUUAGUUUAAUUACUUCCACUCAA
Molecule: messenger RNA, 3191 nt
Organism: Pistacia vera
Lineage: Eukaryota; Viridiplantae; Streptophyta; Magnoliopsida; Sapindales; Anacardiaceae
Exons: 8
Coding region: 481-2883 (800 amino acids)
Source: RefSeq, a predicted model, not a curated record